GGGGGAGCUGAAAAGAUUGGUGGGAGAGUAGGAUUUUGUACACGGUGUUGUAUUUGUGUUCUUGUUUUUUUUGUUUCGAAUGUGAAGCUAAUGAAAGGCAAGUAAGUUAAAGGGAAGUAAAGGUUUCUCUUGAAUGACUGAGAGGUUAACAGAGUUUUGAAAUCUGAAGAAUACAGAAUUGUGGUGAAAGAGCUUUUGAUCACAAGAGCUUCGUUUCGAAUAGAUUAAACGCCUGAAUUUUGCUUGGUACCUCGGGACUUCAGCUCAGGAACUGGGUGAAUUUAAGGAGGGGUUAAGGCACAUAUAAAUAGUUAAGGACGAGGGGAACGAGGAAUAGUUACGACGCACAAGACAAUCACACACAUCGCGGCUUCCUAUCUAUAUCGGCUCUUACUCGCUGAUUUAAAAGCUACCAAGCUCUCUACCUUUCGAUAAAGCCUGGCACAAUCAAACAAGCUAAACGAUGUCGCUCGAUCCGCGAGAAUUACAACUGAGGGGUAGGUCUAAGAGCCCCGGACGCGAAAGAUCUCGUUCGAGAUCUGGAUAUGAUCAAGUGGAUGGAUACGGGUAUGAAGAGCCUCGCACCGGCAGAUUCAGAAAUGCAAGUGCGAACCCCGCAGCAGGGUUUGGUGCUUCGAGAUAUGGAGAGGUUGACAGUUCCGGUAUACCUGACACGUUGAAGAUCGAUGAGGUGAAAUAUACAGAGAGGGAUAGGGAUAAUGAGAGAUUGCAUACUCCUGCCCAGUUUGACAAUUUGGCAUAUGGAGAGGGAUAUGAACCUGGCACCCCAGCGAAGAUCAAUGUUUACGGAUCCCGCGAUCCAUCGCCAGCAGCUGUUCCUCGAAGUGCUGGCUAUGGAAAGGACAUCCAUACUCCUACCUAUAGUACCUUUAGUACUCACAGUGACCGACUAGCUUCGCCCCGCGACCAUGAAUAUGAGAGAGACACACACAGAUAUACUGAAGAUAGUCAUGGUCGUCAGAGAUCAGCGAGCUUCAAAGUUUCUGCGGGGGUGGGCAGUCAUCAUGCAGCUAUCUCGGGUGGCUUGAGUAUGGGUCAUGAAUCUCAUGUUCAGUCUCCAGCUGGGUCACAAUUCUCAGGGUAUAGCAAGAGGGAUGAGGAACACAGAUAUGCCGACUCCCCGCAGUACAAAUAUUCGCACACGGGUGAAAAGAUAUCCUAUUCGAGCACCACGAGGAAAACAGUUAUUAGUGGGGAACACCCUGGAGAGAGAAGUCCUCCACUUUCAGCUCGACCUCACGGCCACAGGGAUUCUUCACCACAUGGACAUCAUAGACACGAAAGUUCAUCAGCUCGAAGCAGUAGCUCUCGCUUGGUCUCUGAAUCAGUCGUUAAUGUCGAUCCUGGAGCACGUCGCCGCGAUGCCUCACCAAAUCCUGCUAGAUUGAGUGAUCGACUCAACACCCUAAGCAUCAAUACCGGUGGUCAUUUAGGCCACUCGUCACAUGGCUCCUUGAGCUUAUCGCCUGGCGGUCAUUCCCAUUCAGGCUCUCUCAGCUUGGCAAAUGCUCCCAAUUCCCCUCUCCUCGAAUCAUACAAGGGAACAUAUCAAUCUAUAUCCCCCAUGCCUUCGCCAAUGCUGGUUGUCACAUCACAUUCUGAUAUCUCCGAGACUUUCUCUCCCUUGUCUCCCUCUGGUGGAGAUUCUUUCCGCCGCACAGCCCGCUUCCACGAUUCUCAAGAUGAAGCUGAGAUUCUCCGUGAUGCACUCAAGGGCGAAAAUCGUGCUCCGGAUGUUCAGCCUCUUAUUACCAUUCUUCCGGGCCUGACACACGAGCAAAUACUCGAUCUUCGCGCUGAGUAUAAGAAGAUUGUCAAAACGGGCCAUGAUAGAAAAGGUGUUAAUAUCGCUAAACAUAUCAAGCUCCGUCUCAAAGAUGAAGAUCCAAGUUUAAUGAAAGCAUGCUAUGCAGUUGCUUUGGGACGAUGGGAAAGUGAAGCCUAUUGGGCUAAUUUCUGGUACCAAGGCGAGAAAUCUCGCAGAGAACUACUCAUUGAAAGUUUAAUGGGACGAUCGAAUCGCGAAAUCGAGAAGAUCAAGGAUGGAUUUAAUGAUAAGAAAUAUAGAGACUCUCUAAGACAAUGCAUGGAAAAAGAACUCAAGGAGGAUAAGUUCAAGAAAGCGGUGCUCCUUGUGCUGGAAGAGAAGAAAAUGGAGGAGAGUCGAAGAAUUGAUGGGGACUUGCUCCGAGAGGAUAUUAGACAGUUGGAGAAAUGCGUCACGAGUGAGCGGGGAGGCGAGACGAGAAUGAUUGAGAUUGUUUGUACGAGGAGUGAUACACAUUUGAGAGAGGUGUUGAGGGGUUACGAGGAGAGAUUCGGAAAGAAUUUUGCGAGGGAAAUGUUGGCGAAGAGUACGAAUCUUGUGGGUGAACUUCUCGCCCACAUCCUCAACGGAAUCAUCAAUAAACCAGUUCGUGAUGCACUAUUGGUACAUCAUGCAUUGACGCUCUCGACGCGCGAUCCGCUCAAGACGGAAUUGUUGAUCAGUCGAUUGGUGCGAUAUCAUUGGGAUCGCAAGCAUUUGGAGGAGGUGAAGAGGGAAUAUAGGGAUCGCUAUGGCAUUGAUAUGCAGGAUGCGGUGAGAGACGGAGUGAGGGGGGAUGUGGGGAGAUUCUUGGAGGGCUUGUGUAUGUGGAGGGAGAGGGAUAGGGUUAGAGAGGUUUAGGGGGUGAGAGGCUCAGAAGGGGAAAGGGAGGGGUGGAAGAUUGGUGGGUUUAGGGAUGUUUGAUGGAUUGAUGAUUACUUGAUGGAUAUAUGAUGGAUUAUAGAAUGAUAUGACAAGGAAUGAUACAUGGCCGGUUAGGUUAAAGGAAUGGAAUUGAUUUUUCGUAGUAUGUUGCACGAUGUGCAGUGAUUCAUAGUCGAUGCGAUUCAGAAAUGGUGAUUCGGAAUUCA
This is a messenger RNA of Botrytis cinerea B05.10, 2919 nucleotides long. RefSeq lists its product as hypothetical. The record is from RefSeq and is a predicted model, not a curated record. Gene Ontology annotation, cellular component: cytoplasm. Gene Ontology annotation, molecular function: calcium ion binding; calcium-dependent phospholipid binding. Lineage: Eukaryota; Fungi; Ascomycota; Leotiomycetes; Helotiales; Sclerotiniaceae. The coding region runs from base 464 to 2689 and encodes 741 amino acids. The transcript has 2 exons.